AGAUGGUGCGCAGCCGGCGACGCGUCCUCCCCGCUCUCGCUCGCUCGCAUCGUCUUCGAGAUCGCGGGCUCGGCGCACCUCUGGUCGUGCCGCCGCGAGUAUGUCCGCCUCUGGUGGGAUCCCGCCUCCAUGCGCGGCCACGUCUGGCUCGACGCUAGCGCGCCCGGCGCGCCGGGGCCCAGCGCUGCGGGGGCGCGCGGUGGGUGGUGCUCGUGGACGACGACACCGUGCUGUCCCCGGACAACCUGGUGGUGUGCUCGGGAAGUACGACUGGAGGGAGAUGGUGUACGUCGGGGCCUCGUCGGAGAGCCACUCGGCCAACACCUAUUUCAGCCACGGCCCCUCGCCGCUGUGCUCGCGCGGACACUCGACGUGUGCAUCGAGAGGUACCCCAGGCUGUAUGGAAGCGACGACCGCCUCCAUGCUUGCAUCACGGAGCUUGGCGUACCCCUUUCGCGCGAAUAUGAAUUCCAUCAUGUAUGUUUGGGUGUUCAUAUUUUUGAUAGACAAACACUAAUAGGUGCACUUGACUGUUUGAGGAAAUGCCAACUGAAAGCGAAAUUCAGUUAGAACUAGCCUUUUGCAUGUGUGUUCUUGAUGCUUCAUGUACGACCACAUAGUAGGGACGCAAUAAAUAUUUCUUAGCUAGGUUGCUUGCCUAAUGAAGCUCCCAUGUGGACCAUUUACUCC
Molecule: messenger RNA, 690 nt
Organism: Triticum aestivum (bread wheat)
Lineage: Eukaryota; Viridiplantae; Streptophyta; Magnoliopsida; Poales; Poaceae
Exons: 2
Source: RefSeq, a predicted model, not a curated record